CGAAGGUGUCGAGUGUCGACGAUAUGAUGAAAUCGCACGAAGACUACAUCCAGAAGUGUUUGCGCGACGCUAUGCUUACAUCUGGCGAACUGUUGAGAGCUAUCGUUCAGUUACUCAGACUUUGUAUCGAUUUCUCCACAUUUAUGAAAGACUCUCAGUGCCAUUCAACACAAUACGAACUCUUGGGAUCUACUCAAGUGUUUGAGUGCCAUAACAACCAAAGAGAUAUCUGUGUCAACAUUAAGGAGAGCAAAGAGUUAGACAUCAGUUUCGAAGAUCACAUCAGUUCUCUGCAAACAGAGUUUGACAUGUUUUUACAUGAAUUACUCGAUGCCAUCAAACUUCAAACUCAAGAGAGUUAUACAAUGAUUCCUGUCUUGAAUCGUCUGGAUUUCAAUGGCUUCUAUCAAUCAUUUGAGUCGAAGAAUGAUUACCAAAUGUAACAUAUCUGCCAUCAGCUCAUCGCAAGACAUCAUUUCAUCACAUUUACUGUUAUAGCAAUAGAUCUGAGAUCAGAACUAAUCUAUGGAUAAUCUGAUUGAAACACAUUUUUAUACAGUAUUCAAUAGUUUUCUAAAUACAUAUAUAUAUAUUUGUCUAGUCUUUAGCCAAAUAUCAUAUAAUUCUAAC
Molecule: messenger RNA, 630 nt
Organism: Medioppia subpectinata
Lineage: Eukaryota; Metazoa; Arthropoda; Arachnida; Sarcoptiformes; Oppiidae
Source: the annotation of a GenBank genome assembly